GAUGGGUUGCCCGGCGGUCGCCUGGUAACCGGCCGCGGAGGUCCUGGCUGCGCCAGCGCAGGCCGCGGAGGUCUGUGGGCCGGAGCUGACGCUGGGCUCUUUCUGUCUGUUCCGCGAUGGCAGCGGCAGUGGUCACGCCGUCGGGUUUGGAGGAUGGGGUGUCUCGGUCCCGCGGCGAAGGGGCAGGGGAGGUGGUCGUGGAGCGGGGCCCCGGCGCGGCCUACCACAUGUUCGUGGUGAUGGAGGACCUGGUGGAGAAGCUGAAGUUGCUCCGCUAUGAGGAGGAUCUCCUCCGGAAAAACAACCUGAAGCCCCCGUCCAGACACUAUUUUGCACUGCCUACCAAUCCUGGGGAACAGUUCUACAUGUUUUGCACUCUUGCUGCUUGGUUGAUUAAUAAAGCAGGACGCCCCUUUGAGCAACCUCAAGAAUAUGAUGACCCUAAUGCAACAAUCUCUAACAUAUUAUCUGAACUUCGAUCAUUCGGGAGAACUGCAGAUUUUCCUCCUUCAAAAUUAAAAUCGGGUUAUGGAGCGCAUGUAUGCUAUGUUCUUGACUGUUUAGCCGAAGAAGCAUUAAAAUAUAUUGGUUUCACUUGGAAAAGACCAACAUACCCAGUGGAAGAAUUAGAAGAAGAAACUGUUGCAGAAGAUGAUGCAGAAUUAACAUUAAAUAAAGUGGAUGAAGAAUUUGUGGAAGAGGAGACAGACAAUGAAGAAAACUUUAUUGAUCUCAGCGUUUUGAAGGCCCAGACCUAUCGCUUGGAUAUGAACGAGUCUGCCAAACAAGAAGAUAUUUUGGAAUCCACAACAGAUGCUGCGGAAUGGAGUCUAGAAGUGGAACGUGUACUACCACAACUGAAAGUCACGAUCAGGACUGACAAUAAGGAUUGGAGAAUCCAUGUUGACCAAAUGCACCAACACAAAAGUGGAAUUGAAUCUGCUCUAAAGGAGACCAAGGGAUUUUUGGACAAACUUCAUAAUGAAAUUAGCAGGACUCUGGAGAAGAUUGGCAGCCGAGAAAAGUACAUCAACAAUCAGCUUCAGCACUUGAUUCAGGAAUAUCGUGCAGCUCAAGCCCAGCUGAGUGAGGCAAGGGAGCGUUACCAGCAGGGAAACGGCGGAGUAACUCAAAGGACCAGACUCCUGUCUGAGGUUACAGAAGAGCUAGAAAAGGUAAAACAAGAAAUGGAAGAAAAAGGCAGUAGUAUGACUGAUGGUGCUCCUUUGGUGAAGAUUAAACAGAGCUUAACGAAGCUGAAGCAAGAAACUAUUCAGAUGGACAUUAGAAUCGGUGUUGUGGAACACACAUUACUCCAGUCAAAACUGAAGGAGAAGUCCAACAUGACCAGGGACAUGCAUGCCACAAUCAUUCCAGAAUCUGCAAUAGGCUCUUAUUAAAACAUAUCGUUUCGCA
Messenger RNA from Balaenoptera ricei (Rice's whale), 1416 nucleotides. RefSeq names its product intraflagellar transport 57 (gene IFT57). The transcript is spliced from 11 exons. NCBI's taxonomy places the organism in Eukaryota, Metazoa, Chordata, Mammalia, Artiodactyla, Balaenopteridae. The record is from RefSeq and is a predicted model, not a curated record. The coding region runs from base 117 to 1400 and encodes 427 amino acids. Gene Ontology annotation, cellular component: cilium; intraciliary transport particle B; Golgi apparatus. Gene Ontology annotation, biological process: intraciliary transport; non-motile cilium assembly.